AUUUUAUUAUAUAUUUCCAGAUACCAACAAUUUUGUUCAUAAUAUAUUUUUAUUAAUAGUAUUUAUACGGUCUCAUGUAUUUAUUUACCACAACCUCCGGCUUGCCUCGUUUUACUAAACCCCCACAGAUUUGAACCCAACCACAACUCUCCCUUCUUCUCCCAACAAAUCCCCUCUUCCCUUCUCCGCUCUGCUCCAAACUCGAACAAAAAAAAGCUCCAUCCUUUCUUCGUCUACCUCCUCCACUUCUCUAACCCUCUCUCGCCCUUUUACUCACACAAUUCCCACAACCAUCAUCUUCAACCUCCAGCCAGCCAAAACCAGAGAAAGAAGCCUCCUUCCACUUUGAUCGUUAGGUUCCCGACAAAAAUGGCGCAUCCACCUAAUCAGAAGCACUUAUUCGAGCUCUUACAAGACGACCAGGAACCCUUCUUGCUCCAGGACUACAUUGCCGACCGCCGCUGUCAAAUCAUCCGAACCAGAGUCCAAGCCAAGCACCAGUACUGCUAUUCCUCGUCGUCGUCGGCAUCUCUCCAGCAGCCGCCGGGGGCGGUCAAGAAACGGCGACCCAUUUCCCGAAACUUAGCGAGAAGCGCUUGUUUCUUGUCCUUUUCUGCUGAUUCCCCUGUUUCCGGCGACCCGCGGAAAUCGCCACUCUGUUUCCCCAAAUCCCCUGUUAUCGGUAGCCCUGCUGCCGCCGCCGUCCGCCGAUCCAAAACGGCGUCGCUUCUCCUUGAGGCCGCUCUCCGAAUCUCACAGAAGCAGCAGCAGCAGAGGUCGUCGGCCAAGGCGCGGAACGGGGGGAUUUUCGGAUCUCUGCUCCGGCGAAUCACGCAGGGGCGGCGGAAGGGCGGUAAAAUCGACGGCGGGGAGAGCGGCAAGGUGUCGGUGAAGGAUGUUCUGAGGUGGGAUUUCCAGGAUUCUCCCUCAGCCAAGAGCUCAAAAUCAAAGUCCAGCUCGCCGUCGUUGAGAAAUGGCCGGACCGGCCGUGGCGGUUGCGAGACGACGGCGCCGGGGAGUACUGGGCCCAACAGCGCGGUUUGGUCGGAGAGUACCAAUGCCGAUUUGGAUUUGGACGGCUGUUCCUCUGCCGGCAGAAGCAGUUGCUGCCUGUCCGACGAGGAGGAGAUGGAGUUCGUCAACGAGAUCAUGGAAUUCGCUUCCUGCGAUAACAAGCAGUUCUGCGAAAGCCCUUUCCGUUUUGUCCUUCAGACCAGCCCGUCGUCGUCCGGCUGCCGGACUCCCGACUUCUCGUCGCCGGCCGCCUCUCCAAUCCGUCUCAAAGCUGAGGGGAAUGAGAAUGGCAGCGAUGGCGAAAGCUUGAAGAAACUGAAACAGCAAGCCGGUAAUGAAGAAGAAGCAGAAGAAGAGAAGGAACAAUGCAGCCCUGUCUCAGUUCUGGAUCCACUCUUCGCCGACGACGACGAUGAAGAUGAUGAGGACGACUACUGCGAUGACGAUCAAACCCAGGACGACGGUUUCGAUAUGGAGUGCAGUUUUGCGUUUGUACAGAGAGCAAAGCACCAGCUGCUACAGAAGCUCCGAAGAUUCGAGAGGCUUGCAGAGCUCGACCCCAUCGAGCUCGAGAAGCUAAUGCUCGAGCAUGAUGACGAAGACGAAGAAGAAGAGGAGGAAACAGAGGAAACAGAAGAAGGGGAAGAUGAGAAGAGCCAGUUUGUGAUAGACGAGCUUAGCAGGUCGAGCUUCCAAUGCAUCCCUCGAGACAUGAAGAGGUUGGUAUCCGACCUCAUCGACGAGGAGGAGCGAGGAUCAAUUCGUAACAACAAUGUCUCGAGUGCAAGUGAAGAUGCUGCGGCGAGAAGGGUGUGCAAGAGGUUCGAGUCGUGGAAGGACGUGGAGUCCAACACCAUAGAGAUGAUGGUGGAGCAAGAUUUCGUUCGUUCAGAAGGCGAAUGGAGAGGGAAUCGAGAUGAGGUCUCGGAUGCAGCGAUCGAGAUUGAAGUUGCCAUCUUUGGGUUGCUAGCUGAGGAACUAGCAGAGGAGUUACUGCUACUGACACAAGGUGGUGGUCCAUUGAUGGUAUGAACAAGAGGAUGGAGGGAAAGGGAAUUGAAUUUUGGCUCAACUUGUUUCUUUGAUUUGUUAGUAUUAGUUUAUUACAUCUAUUAGAGCAAAUUAGUACAGUCUAACAAUGGGGUAAUGGAGAAGGUAUAGGCUAAUGAGAAACAGAGGAUCCUCAGGCCAUAGAAGGGGUAAAAGGAUCCUAGCUUUAGCAAAUGAUCAGUUAGUAGCUAUCUAUCUGGUUUUCUAUAGGUAAAUGAAUUAUGUAUGAAGAUUUGGGAGAGAGAUGUAUCAUUUGCUCAAUGAGACAUAAAAAUGCACAUCUCCUUGCUCUUCCAAUCUCAAAUUCGUCUAUUUCUCUAUCGUAAUUGUUCAUC
Messenger RNA from Linum tenue, 2399 nucleotides. The record is from the annotation of a GenBank genome assembly. Lineage: Eukaryota; Viridiplantae; Streptophyta; Magnoliopsida; Malpighiales; Linaceae.